Physcomitrium patens is the source of this 2225-nucleotide messenger RNA. RefSeq lists its product as uncharacterized. The record is from RefSeq and is a predicted model, not a curated record. Gene Ontology annotation, cellular component: chloroplast. NCBI's taxonomy places the organism in Eukaryota, Viridiplantae, Streptophyta, Bryopsida, Funariales, Funariaceae. Gene Ontology annotation, biological process: starch catabolic process; protein dephosphorylation. Gene Ontology annotation, molecular function: carbohydrate phosphatase activity; starch binding.
UGAAAUUGUUGAGGAUCACGGUGGUGUAAUUUUGGGCUCCUCUUGUCUUUUUGUCAGAAUGUUCCUUUAGGGUUUUUAAUGGGAGAUAAAGCCUAUUGGGUCUGUGUAGUGAAACUUCUGAGAGAGGGUGGAGGAUUUAGCAUCAGGAGGAUUUGGCAUCUGGAGGAUUCCGCGGAGAUUGUUGAGCUGUUCCUAUGAAGAGAUUUGCACGCAGCGAGGUUUUUUUGUAGAAUUUGGUUCAUGGGAAUUGCUUGACCUGAGCUUCAUCUCUCUCACCCCAUCCCUGCUAGGCACAUUGUUGAACGAGUUUCGAUUUUGUGCUUGCAGAUAUUACAAGCAUAUUAUCUUGUUGUCUGGUCCAUUCGCGCCCGUCUUGUUGCAAGAGGCCAAUGUAGUUAUUGCUACACUGACGGGCCGCUAUGGCCUCCUCUACCGCGUCGGUGUCACAGAUGUCAUCCUCCGCUGCUUUCAACUCUUCCACACGUAGCCUCUACAAGACUGUGAAAGUUGAAGGGUCGCGUGUGAAUUCUAGUUGGAGGACCUGUUCAGCGUUUGUAAAUAUAUCCUCUUUGCUGUCCGUUUCGUCAUUUCAGUCUUUGAACGUGGAAAAUUCUGCAAAAUCCUUAUCUCUGCGGGCAGUUGACAAUGUUUCAAACAUCCGGGCUAGUGGUGCCACGCGUUUGAAACCUGUAAGCUCAAGUGCGGGCAACGUUUCUCUUUCAAGCGAUAGAGAAACGACUGCCAAUGAGCAGACAGAGAUGGCUCCCAUGAGUGCUGCGGAGAGAAUGGGCUGGGAGCAGCGUCAGAAGGAGGCAGCUGAGACCAAGGACGCUGCGGACCCCUUUCAGUGGCGGUGGACGCUAAACUGGGACCAAAUUACUCCUAACAUCAUUGUGGGUUCAUGUCCACGAAGCCCUGGGGACAUUGACCGUAUGGUAGACGAAGCAGGCAUUGAUGCCGUUCUUAACCUUCAAAGUGACCUUUGCUUUGACGCCCUCAAAAUUCCCUAUGACUCUAUCCGGAAGAGAGCGUUAGAGCGAGGGAUUCGCCUGGAACGAGUGGCGAUACGAGACUUCGACCACGCAGAUCAAUCCUUGAUGCUUCCAGUAGCUGUUCGACUCCUAAAUUCGCUGAUUGGGAGAGGAAUGAAGGUCUAUGUGCACUGCACUGCUGGGAUUAAUCGUGCCACACUGACCACGGUUGGCCACUUGACAUUCGUUCAACAAAUGGACUUGGAGGAUGCCGUCGCAUUAGUGAAAUCUUGUCGACCGGUGGCUCAUCCUUACAUAGACUGUUGGAUUGAAGUUCGAAGGAGACUCUUAGACGGAAGAAAAGACGAAGUCACUCGCACUUCGGAACAACUUUAUCAGGCUAGACUCCAGAGUGGAACAGAGGGAACGGAGGAUCAGGAUUGGUUCAAAGCGGAAAAAGUUGUCGUUUCACAAACAUUUCAGAGAUACCUUGAAACAGAUGUUGCUUUGAUUGACAUGGAAACAGCUUGGUUAAAACGGAGAUUUGAGCUCGAGCACAAAUCUAAUCUUGGUGGAAAUGGGUCAGUGCACUAUCUCUGAAUUCAGGGUUCAAGAGGUGCAUUAUAAAGGGGGGCUAAUAUUCUGUGAUGUGUAUUGCAAUUUCUUCAAAGACCUUAGGUCUUCCAAGCGUAGUAUGUCUAGGAUAAGGAACAAUUAUUCGGAGGAAUUGUAAAUCAUCCUCUGAUUGCUUAGAGCUGUUCCUAAGUUUUUACUUUCGCUGAAGAGAACUGUAAAGUAUCCUCUAACUGCUUAGAGUUGAUCUUUAGUUUAUACCUAUAGAUGUUUUCAAUAUCAAAAGAUGGGCGCACAAGGAAUACCGCGGAAUGUGCCCUGCCCCACCUUUUUUCGGCUAUGUGAAUCUUGUAUCCUAACCGGCGACCGUCAUGAGCACUACAGUGUUAUUGACUCUGCAUCUCUAAAUCAGUCAAGUUACUUCAUCCCGAGUCUCGUUGAAACAAUAGGGCCAAACGCUGAAGCAUUCCACGGUCUUUUAUGGUCGUUAUUUGUUCUUCUAGUGAUAUUAAUCCGGAAAUAACCCUAUGUAAGAUACCCACAGGCUCUGCUGCUCAAAACCCAAGAGCACCCAUUUCUAGAAAUCCGAAAGUCAAAUGUGGUGAUUCACAUCACCUCUGGAACCAAAAUUUUAACCAAAAUUGUAAUCAAUGAGAUUCAUUGAUAAAUCUUAGCAAUGGA